This is a messenger RNA of Dunckerocampus dactyliophorus (ringed pipefish), 4554 nucleotides long. Its product is annotated as gastrula zinc finger protein XlCGF57.1-like. Gene Ontology annotation, cellular component: nucleus. Gene Ontology annotation, biological process: regulation of transcription by RNA polymerase II. The transcript has 3 exons. The record is from RefSeq and is a predicted model, not a curated record. Bases 180 to 1856 code for a protein of 558 amino acids. Gene Ontology annotation, molecular function: DNA-binding transcription factor activity, RNA polymerase II-specific; RNA polymerase II cis-regulatory region sequence-specific DNA binding. Lineage: Eukaryota; Metazoa; Chordata; Actinopteri; Syngnathiformes; Syngnathidae.
CCAAUGAAAGCCAAAGAAGAAGUAAAUGCGGAAGUUAACGCAGCUGACAGACUACACGAGGCAAAUGGCGAAGACGACAAAGUAAUCUAGUGGGACAACAUUCAGAUGCUUUAAGUAGUUGAUAAAAAAGACGACAUAUUACGACUGUUGACGACAUUUCUUGGCUGUUAGAAAGAAGGAUGGCGUCGGGCGAGGAGGAAGUUUGUCGAACAAGAGAGGAGAAGGAGCGACAGCAACAACCGGAGCUUUGCACGGCUUACAUUGUGCUACACGCUCAAGACGCCCAGCAGCUUAUUGGUCGUCAAGGAGAACGUCCCCGUCAGCCGCAGGGGGGGAUCUCCGCUUUGAAGCAGAAGGAGCCCCAGCCCCCGCACGUGAAAGAGGAAGAGAAGGAGCUCUGGAUCACUCAGGAGGGAGAGUGUCUUCUCGGGUCGGAGGAGGCUGAUCUCACCACGUUGCCAACGACCGGUGUCUCUGUGAAGACCGAAGACCACGAAGACAAACCGCCUGAGUCCUCACAGCUUCAUCACAGUCCACACGUCCAGCAGCUGAUUGAUUGUCAAGAAGAACAUUCCCGUCAGCCGGAAGGUGGGAUCUCCACUUUGAAGCGGGAGCAUCCACAGCCCCCCCACGUUAAAGAGGAAGAGGAGGAACUCUGGACCACUCCGGAGGGAAAGUGUCUUCAUGGGCCGGAGGAGGCUGAUCUCACCAAGUUGCUGCUGACUGGUGUCUCUGUGAAGACUGAAGACCAUGAAGACAAACCACCCGAGUCCUCACAGCUUCAUCACAGUCCAAGUGAGGAAAACAGAAGGGCGGAGCCUCCAAGCAGCAGCUCACCACAACACAUGACAACAGAAGCUGAUGGAGAUCAGAUAUCAGAUAGUGAGCACACGUCACGCUCCUCUGACGAUGAAGACGGGGACGACACCCGAGAAGCUUCGAGCAGCGAUACAGACGGUGAAGGUGACAUGAGGACUCACGCUGACAACAAACACUCUGGAUGCUCUAAAAAGAAGACCGGUAAACUUUUCACCUGCUCGGUUUGUGCUAAAAUAUUUGUGAAAAAGGGUGAUUUCACUCGACACAUGAGAACGCACACAGGAGAAAAACCUUAUAGUUGCUCAAUUUGCGGUAAAGGACUGUCUGACAAGCGGACAAUGCUGUCACACAUGAGAAGGCACACAGGGGAAAGACCAUUUAGUUGUUCAAUGUGUGACAAAAGGUUCAAUGACAAGCGGAUUUUGGUGAAGCACAUGAGAACCCACACCGGAGAAAAACCCUUUAGUUGCUCAGUUUGUGGCGAUGCAUUUUCUCAGCUGUCGUCUUUAAAUGCACACAUGAGAACGCACACCGGAGAAAAACCUUUCAGCUGUUCAAACUGUGGGAAAACCUUUGCAAAAAAGGUAAACAUGGUAUCACAUAUGAGAACGCACACAGGAGAAAAACCUUUCAGUUGCUCAGUUUGUGGCGAUGCAUUUUCCCAGGUAUCGUCGUUAAACACACACAGGAGAACGCACACUGGAGAGAAACCUUUUAGUUGCUCAUUUUGUGAUACAAAAUUCUCUCACAAGAUAACAAUGCUGACACACAUGAGAAUACACACCGGGGAAAAACCUUUUAGUUGCCCAGACUGUAAAAAAAGCUUCACUCAAAAGGCACACGUGCUGUCGCACAUGAGAACGCACACAGGGGAGAAACCUUUUAGUUGUGCACACUGUGGUAAAAGCUUUGCUAAAAAAGUAAAUAUGGUGUCACAUAUGAGAACGCACACUGGAGAAAAACCUUUUAGUUGCUCAAUUUGUGGCGAGGCAUUUUCUUGUAAGUCCUCUUUGAAUGGUCACCUGCAGACUCAUUGAUGAUCUCCGGUUUGUUUUUGCCCGACUUGUUCGCUGGCAGGCUGGGUGUCACAUGAGAUAUUCAGCGUUCUAACAGCGGUGUGCAGUGUCAAAAUAAUUGUUGACUUACAUUUACAAAAUUGUUUCAAUAAAACAAUUAAUUUUAUUAUUAAUUUUCUACUUUAAAAAAAAACUCAGUCUAAUUCAUUUGAAAUAUCACCCAAAUGUGUAGCUUUUACUGACUUAAAAAAAAGUUCUGCUUGCAUUUUUUUCAAGUGAAAGCAUUUGAAGUUGUUUUUUUCUGCCUUUUUUUUUGUACCAAAAAUUAACCGAACCGAGCACCUCUUAAUCACAACACAUCUAACAAACUGGCUUUCAUUUAGCGCCCAACACAGCGUAAAUCAUCAACAGCAAACACUCCUAAUGCACAACAUAAUCGUCAAACUCACCUUGUUGAGUCAUACAACGCACACCAAGGAUGGACACUUCAUACUCCACAUGGGAAGCAAGCUCAUACUAGCAAAACUUCUAGCAGUGCUCAGCUAGCUCCUUUCUAAGAAGGUUGCAUUCAAGUGCAUCAUGUACCUCCCAGUUGCUGCUGUGUUCAUGGACACUUGGGCAUCACAGAAAAAGGCUACAAAUGUUCUACUUACAACAGACAUCAAUGUUACGCAAAUAGACUUUCAGCCACCCCUCAUAUUUGACGUCAUUUUCUCGUAAGAUUAUAGCUUUUCCCACAACCUGGUUUUCCAAAAAUGUUGUUUUAGUUUUGUUUGUCAUGACAUUAUGACGUAAAAAAAACAUCUUUUUUUGCGUAAUAUUUCAACCUUAUGCUACUAAAGUGAUUUUAUUUUUCCUCAUAAUAUUACGACAUUCUCGUGGAAUUAAAAAUUGUUUUCAUGUUAGGUUAACAUUUUCUCUUAAUAUUUUGACUUCAUUCUGGUAAAAUUACUGCAGAUUUUUAAAUUUUUGCUAGUUUUUUUUUGAGUUAUUAAAUUACAUUUUUAGAAUGAGCGCUGGGCCGCAAAUGGCCCCCGGGCCAUACUUUCAAAAUUCAAGAUUCAAGAGUUUUAUUGUCAUGUGCAUAGUAAAACAGCAGUUAUACUAUGCAAUGAAAUUCUUAUUCUGUUCAUUCUCCCAAGAAAAGAAAGAAAACACAAGAAAAAUAAUAAGAACAUAAGAAACAUAAAUACCAAUAAAUUAAGCAACAACAACAGAAGAGACAUUAAUACAGAUAAAUAAUAAAAAAAAUGAAUAAAUAAAUAAAUAAAGUGGUAUGAGUGUGUGCGUGUGUUGCGUGCGGCGUGUGUGAGUGCUUCGUUGAGAAGCCUGAUGGCCUGUGGGUAAAAGCUGUUUGCCAGUCUUGUGGUCCUGGACUUCAAACUCCCGUAGCGUCUGCCUGACGGGAGGAGUGUGAGAGAGGUAUAGAAUCCACUUUGUGUCAAAAGGGUAUUUACGACAUGUCUUGAUUGAUUUAUGUCAUAAAAGUUUAUGACAUGCCCCACCCCCCACUCCCCAACAUGAAAGCGUUUUCACACCUAUGUGACAAAGAUCAAAGCGUUUUCACACCUAAGUGACAUGUUUAUGACAUGGCAAUAAAACAAUAAAACAUCAAAGCGUUUUCACACCUAUGUGUCAGGGAUCAAAGCAUCAGCAAGCGGACAUGCGGAAGUUAUAAAACAAACAAACAAUCAUAAAAUCAUUCCCACGUGACUGUUUUCUUCCGGUUGCGUGUGGGGGAAGCCCCCAUUCCCAUACCCCUCCUUUCCUAACGACCCCCCCUGAAAACACUUUUUUACCACAUUCCCAUUGAAACAAUAGAAAUAAUACUACUAAAACAGUCAAAACGUUACAACAUUAGAUACCAGUCUUUCUACUACAGCUAUUUUGUUAAAAAUUAUAUUUUCCUAAAUGUCAUGAUUACCUGUCAGCCGUCCAUCCACCAACCUUGUUUCUUCAAUAGCAAAGUACAAAUGAUACAUCUAGGCCACUCCCCCCUGCAUCUAGACCACUCCCUCCAACCGGCCGAUACAAUUACUGUUGAAAAAUCACAGCUAUCAGCUUGACCCCUUGGCGUUAAAACAGACUUUAUACAUGAAAGCAAAUAAAGGUGAUAUACCACAGAGUCAAGAAGCUGUAAAAAACAGGAAACCUUGGGACAACUAUCUUAUCACCCCCCAUGACUUAUCAACUGUGGAUCAUUACAAUCGUCUCCAAGUACCCAAAUACAAGAAUGUACUAUAUUCUAUUUAUUUAUUUAUUUCCAAACGUAGUACCAGUAUACUGCAAGUACCCAAAUACAAGAAUGUACUAUAUUCUAUUUAUUUAUUUAUUUCCAAACGUAGUACCAGUAUACUGCAAGUACCCAAAUACAAGAAUGUACUAUAUUCUAUUUAUUUAUUUAUUUCCAAACACUGUACCAUUAGACUGCUAUAUUCUAUUUAUUCAUUUAUUUUGAAACGCAUCAGUCUUUGCCCCCUUUACCUAGUCUUUGUGAAGCUUUGAAUAACAGGGCAGCACCAAGAAGUCUCUCUGUACUUAUAACAACGUAUCCUGGUUCUACACAUGACAGCUGCUGAAGCAAUAAUACACGACCUGAUGGAGAAAGCGUGCUUUGGUCGCAGAGGGGGCAGCACGGACAGGGACAGGAGCAGGAUCAAUAGACUGAUCAGGAGAGCGAGCUCUGUCCUGGACGGUCCUUUGGACUGCGUGGAGGAAG